AUGACAUGCACUGAUCUUACACAUCACCGAACGCCAUUCAAUCACACAGAGGCAACCAUCAAAGGUUCAAGUCAUACUGGCAAGGUUUACCGAGACUCGGGUGCUUGCUGCCUGCCCCUGGGACCGGUAACUUUGGGCUUGUGUUGCAUGGCUACACAUGCGCUCAGCGUAGUCCUACUACACCUGGGUAUAGAUUAUGUGGCGCUCUCACAAACCUUUCUAUCUUCGCCGCAUGCUCUCCGCAAUCAUCAGACGAGCGUCUUGUAG
Messenger RNA from Heterobasidion irregulare TC 32-1, 267 nucleotides. RefSeq lists its product as uncharacterized. Lineage: Eukaryota; Fungi; Basidiomycota; Agaricomycetes; Russulales; Bondarzewiaceae. Bases 1 to 267 code for a protein of 88 amino acids. The record is from RefSeq and is a predicted model, not a curated record. The transcript has a single exon.